GUUAUCAAAAUUUCCGCGAAGUAAACAAUCAUUUAAUAAUUGUUUUGUUCAAUAUACAAAGCGUAAAAUAGCCAAAGAAUCGUUAAAUAAUUCAAGAUUUAUUGCUAUUACAUUUCAAUCUGACAAAUUUCAUCAAAUUUUAGUUUGUCAACUCAACUACCCUAACAAACCUGACACACAGCAUAGGCGCAAGACUAAGGUUGUCUAUCAGAAGAUUUUGACUGGAAGCAUAAUCCUCUGA
This is a messenger RNA of Dentiscutata erythropus, 241 nucleotides long. Lineage: Eukaryota; Fungi; Glomeromycota; Glomeromycetes; Diversisporales; Gigasporaceae. The record is from the annotation of a GenBank genome assembly.